AUGACGUACGAAUCGUAUCUGAUCAAAACCUGGGAGCAGGACCCUUCUCAACAACAGGGUUUGUCCUUCAUCGACUUUCUCGUCAGCAAAUCUGGGAGCGACCCGGGUAAAGCAUCUCGUCCCGUCGGCCUCGUGGAUGUCGUCAAACUCCGUCGGGAUGGGACCGACACUCGGAUGGCCGCCAUCCCUAACGCCGUCAUUCAAAAGCACAAAGUUCCCUUCUUUUCCUUCAUCAAAGGAGUUCUGGGUGGUGACCUGCAAACCUUGGCCGGUUGUCCCUUCUUUUUACUCCUCAACAAGUACUUACAAGUCUAUGGACCUGUUUUUAACCUCUCCUUCGGGCCCAAGUCGUUUCUGGUCGUUUCCGACCCCGUCAUGGCGCGUCACGUCCUGCUUGAAACAAGCCCCGAAAAGUACUGCAAAGGGAUGCUGGCGGAAAUUCUGGAUCCCAUCAUGGGCAAAGGCCUCAUUCCUGCCAAUCCAGCCAUCUGGAAAGUCCGUCACCGGGCGAUUGUCCCUUCGUUCCACAAGCAAUGGUUGAAUCGGAUGAUUGCCAUCUUUGCAAAGGCGCCGAAAUUCUCGCCAAUGAUUUACAAUGCAAAUCAACCAAGGGGCAGUGUCACACUCGACAUUAUUGGCAAAGCUGCCUUCAAUUACGACUUUGGUUCCGUCACGGACGAAUUGCCCAUUGUCAAGGCCGUCUAUCGCGUUUUGAAAGAGGCCAAACGAAAUCAAACUACUCCUCGUUUUAGCGCCAUGCUAGAAUAUACUGUACAAACUUGUUUCGUUGGUGGUGGCAGAUAG
Phaeodactylum tricornutum CCAP 1055/1 is the source of this 804-nucleotide messenger RNA. RefSeq lists its product with no specific name. NCBI's taxonomy places the organism in Eukaryota, Bacillariophyta, Bacillariophyceae, Surirellales, Neidiaceae. The record is from RefSeq and is a predicted model, not a curated record. Gene Ontology annotation, molecular function: heme binding; monooxygenase activity; iron ion binding. Bases 1 to 804 code for a protein of 267 amino acids. The transcript has 3 exons.